AUGGCGCGCAGGCGCAGUGCGCGCGGCCGGAAGGCCCCGGUUGCCGUGGCAACGGCGUCGGCCCCGCGGCGCGGCGGAGCCGGAGCGGGGCCGGGGAUCCGGCGGGCCCCCGGCCCAGCCCGGCCGCCCAUGCCGCGCACAGCGCUGCGCUGCGUCCUGCAGCUGGACGUCCGCUCGAUAACUUGUCCCGGAGUGCUGCUGAAAGACAAAGAGGAACUUUAUCUCAGUGUCUCUGUAUUUGGGCAGUACAAAAAAACUCAAUGCGUCCCUGCAGUGUUUCCACUCCUCUUUCAAGAAAAACUAGUAUUUGAAAAGGCAUUUGCUGAUAUAGUUGAUCCUGGAGACCUUGUGGAGUUACUGGAAUAUGACACAGCAGUACUUGAACUAAUACAGCUUGUUCCUCCAGUAGGGAAAAUUCUAGCUACGUAUGAAGAAAAUACAAGAGAUUUCCUGUUCCCUGACCCUAAGCUUACCCAUGGGCACCACGGUUUAGAUCGUGAGAUUUUAAUGAAGAGGUCCUCUUCUUUUACAGGAAUUGCACCAAAAUUGAGAUUUUCUACAAGCUCCCUUAUUACGCAAAGUCUGUUAAGCCCAGGAAGGAGUCACAUACAGGGUGAUUUGAAUUGGGUACAUCGCUCAACCCCAAAUGGAAAACUGCAAACAAAGUUACCAAAGAAAAACACUCUUUCACCUGAGAAAAGCAGGCACAGCUUAGCAACAAAGAACUACGAGCAGCCUACAAUAGCUUCUAAAUCACGUUCUCCAUCUCCAUACACAAAAAGACGAAUGUGUGAGCUAUCAGAAGAAGCCAGGCAACGACUGGCCCAUUUAAACCUUGGUCCUUAUGAAUUCAGAAGAGAAACCGAUAAACCUCCAUUUGUAGUUAGACGGGUUGAACAACCAAGUCCUGGUAUUAAACUUCAUACCUGGUGUCCCAUGCAAGAAAGCGCAGCUGAACCCUGGACCAGGAUAGACCAUGAUCCUUCUCUUCUUGGCAGCUACAGACCCAAGAAAGCCAAAGCAAAAUCUCCUCAUGGAAAAGAUUGUGGCAGUUCUGGUAUUUGGAAUGAGGCUGUGAUCUCAGAUCCACCCAACAGACAGUCCCAUUCUGCAUGUUCGUUAGAGCAUUCAGCACCUCCAGCAUUUCAGAAGCACUCUCCAAGUUCUGUGCUAAAUCGAUCUUCUCUAAGGGAAAGAUUUAGCUCUGGUUGGCCUUCAUCAGCAAAUGGAGAUGAGAUCCAUAAAAGAGUGAAAAAUAUUUUAAGGACGCACAGUGCUAGACAGCGCCUAAUAUUCGAUGAGAGUAACUCGUCAAAAGGAGACUUGACUAAGACAAGAGAAUCUUCACAUAAAGCACCCUUAUCCAUGAGGGAACUGCAGAGCAGUUUACCAGUGCAGCAGAACACUACUGGGCACUUGGAUAAUGGUGAAUAUUGGUCUAGUCGUGCAGCUGUAUACAAAGGGAAGCCUCACAGAGUGAUCUUUGAAGAAAGUCUUGAGAAAAUCUACAGAAACAUGUACCAAAAAGCUUCUGGCACUGUUUCAGGCCAAAACCCACACUCCUGAUAGCAAUUGACCUGGAAAUGCACAGUACACAGUGUUCAUAUUUGUAAUGAAAACUAUUUUUAUGUAACCAGUGUUUGUACUGUAUUUUUAAGGUACAGUUAUGGUUGGGCAGGGUUUUGGAGAAAUGGGGGUUUGUCCUGGGUUGCCAAAAGGAAACUCUUAACAUUCCCCCUUUUCCCCACCCCACAAAAAAACACCAAAACCAACCAAACAAAAAAACCCAACCAAACAAAAAAAACCACAAACAAAAACAAAACCAAAAAACCAACAGCAACUAACUCCUCUGGUUCAGCAAGAGGGUGUUGCUCCUUUGAGACUAUGAAAAUAUAGUCUUUUGAAGACUAGUAGGUCUGCUGGACAUUCCUGUCUGACGUUAGACUCAGGUUUCAGCUGCAGCCAAUUCUUACUAAAUAAUUAAAGCUAUUUAGUAACUUAGAAUUGGUUGAAGAAGCAAUAUGUCCUAGUGUUCAGAGCGGGGGUGUAAAGAGGAAGGUGAAUGUGAGUGUUGAUUUAAAAGUGUCCCAUCUGGGACAAAGGGAAUUGUUUUCUAGAAAAUUGCCUUUGGAUUGUUUAUUUUUGAGAAGGGCAGAAACUGAUACUGACCUAUAGAUGUGCUUUCAAAGUAGUUUCAAGCACCUUUAGUCACAAUUUUUCUAAUACUGUCAAAUUUUAAAAGAAACCCACCCAGCCCAGCAGCCUUUGUAUCGGAAGAAAGGUUAUCUUCACACACUGUGCAUUUGAAUGUUUCCAGGUUCUCUUGAAUGCAGUCAUGACAUUUGCCAAUACACUUGUAAUUUUAAAAAAUAUGAAUAAGAAAAGAGUGUGGAGGGGGAAAGACUGGAGCUAGUCAGCAAGCUCCUCAUAUACCCUGUACAGGCCUUCUGAAGUUCCUGCAUCACAAUCCCACCUAAUUUGGAGCCUGUCCUUCCCAGUCUGCUGGGAUCCUGUUGGCAGAAACCGCAUCGCUUUUGCUAAAGGCCACCAAAUGUUCAUCAGCAGUUCGAUGCUUUCCCUGGGGAUGGAACCUUUUCAGCCUUGCAUUGAGCAGAUCCCACAUUAGCAGACCAGGGCAAAUUGCCCAUCUAUUGAAAAACGGAAUGUUUUAAAAGGGCAAGAGUGUCCAUCUCUUGCUUCCUUUCAGAAUGGGGGGAAAAAGCAAAUGCCUGUUCUGGCUCCUUCCCUGACUGAGCGAGCAGAUUCAGUUACACCAGUGCCAUUUUACCUGUUAUGGUUGGAUAAAGGAUAAAGCCAGCAGUACAGAUGGCAGAACAUAUGACUGUAACCUGCCAGCAUGCCUAGAUAAACAAAAAGUUGGUCUACUCUGCCUUCCAUCCUUUAAUGCUGAGACAACAUAAUUGAUUUGAGAAAGCAGUUGGUGAGCAAUUAUGCUAGUGGGAAAGCACGUUGAAAGGCUGUGUGCUUCUGUUUCAGGAAAGGGGGCUCUCGGAGGAAGUGUCUUGCAUAUAGACAUUUCUAUUCCUUGUAACUGUGAAACCAGUUGAAGUGGAUUAACACUGAUAACUUCCUGUCCCUGAUGCCACUUAGCACAUUAGUGCUUUCAAAGGGCAUUAGUUGCACAAGCCUUAUGCUGUGGGUAAGUGUUGAGUCACUCUGUGAAGUAGUAGUACACUAUUUUUGCAGAAGUGAAAAGUAAAAUUUACCCAAGCUUUGCCGCUGAAGGGCCAUGGAGUAUUGUGCUACUAGGACCUGGUAUUCAUUCAUUAGCCUGCGUCUGUGACCCCAUAUUGGUCCGUAAAGGAAUCGUUUCCUUUUCCUUUCUGUUCGGGAAAGUGGAUGUAUUCAAAUGGAUCCUAAACAGGCAGGGCACGUUCUGAGACAGACUUUCCAAGCUUUUGGUUUAAAAUGAAUCUACUGCAAUCUGAAGGUUGGUGCAGUUUCCUGUGUGUGUUUGAGCCAUAAGAUUUAGUGUUCUUCUUAUGGUAUCCCACAGCUUUCAUUCAGUAUUCUCUGUGUUUUCCCUCACCAGCGUCAUAGCGUAGUAAAAGUUACGGUCUUCUGAAGGCUGGCUGCUCCCCUUUGGUCUAAUCUGGUUCUGUGACAUAGAGAUACUGUUCAAUUUUUCUCUCCCCAGCAAUCCAGGAGAUCUUAGUCCCUGUUUGUUCGAUGCAUAGGAAGGCUGAAUGCUGAGGCUUUGGGGAUUUUUGAAUGGAUGAGUAAGGACACAAGUUGCCAUGACUUCCAGACGCAGAGGGGAUGAGGAAGGUUGGAGGCCCCUGUGAAAAAGCAGGGUAAUGUUUUCGGGUGGUCUAGAGGAGUGGCUGGGGUAUAGCUGUUUAAUUCCCCUAGCUAAUGGUAGUAUGGCAACCUUCAGGUUUUCAUCAAAGAUUAAAAAUUUUUCAUCAAAGGUGAAAACCGGACGGGAGGAAAAAAAAGUGUCAUCUAUUGAAUUUUGACUGGUAUGAAUAUUCUCAGUGUAGCUUUCGUAUGCAGCCUAACAAGAAAUGAAGCACAGUCUCUGUGUCUUUGGCCCUGCUCCAGCUGCAAGGGGAGACAGUGUGUAUAAUGUCUUCCUGAAUCAGCUGCUGUAGGAUAUGUUUUUCUCUUGGGUCAGAGUCAUUCCACAGCUUAUAUGCUGUGAUAACAGGAAAGAGUGUUCUCAUCCAAGCACUGUGCUAGAAAUCUGGUUUGGUUAAGGGAAAACUUUUCUCUGAAAUUGGAGUUAAGACCCAAAUUGCUCUGAUCUGUCCAUAAAAUCUGCAAGCCACUUUAUUAUUUUCCGGAGAAUUUGGCCCCUUCCCUGUUUGCUCAGCUAGCCCUCUCUUAAUAUGCAUGCAAGCUCAAGUGCACUGAGCGCUGCUGCUCCUUUGCUACUGCAGUAUCUGAUAAGUGUGGGUUCAGGCAGUGAACCAACAUAGUAAUAAACUGUAAUUGUUUGGUGCACCUUGCCUUCUAAUACAAUUUAAAUCCCUUCUAUCAAAUGCAAAUUUCUAGGUUUCUGAGUGACGCUUUAAAUAGCAUUUUCUGUGCUCACUCCUUAUCUUUUGCCAUCCACAAAGUGGUCUGUUAGUGACAGUGGGAUGGUAUAAUUCCACCCCCGUCAUUUUACCUCCGAAAGGAAAUCUGCCUACUCAAAUCUAGAAAUAAUGGGCCAGAUUGAGUGAAUUAGUGUUUUUCUGUAGUCUGUCUCCUUGUCAUGCCCUCCCCAAGUUGCUACAACCAUGAGUAUUCUCACCAAAUCCUAGUCAGCAUCCAGUGUUGCUUGUAGCGUGCAAUCAGUGCAAUAUUUUAAUCACUUUCAUUUUAAUAGGUCGGAAUCUGCUUGCUAUUUGCGCCCUUCUCACAUUCCUACAAAUAACUUGGUAUAGUUUAGGAUCUUGGGGUGGCUUUAGACAAGCUAUCUGCCGGUGCUCAGUAGAAAUGCACAUCCUUUGUUGAGUAGUAGUGGCUUUGGAAAUAGACCUGUUGUGGAUUAAAGGCAAAAAUGUCAAACUCUGUAAUGAUUUGCCUUAUCUAAGACUUCAGCCAGAGGAAGGGAAGCUUAAAUUGGUCCACUGGGGACAAGAGGCAUAGGGAUGGCUGGAGUGAUGGGGUCAGGCAGGGGCAGCUUUGUAAGAUGGAUGGAUGGCAGUGUUUAUACUCCAAAUCUGGGCAGCUUGGAAGACAAUGAGGGUGUUCUUUAGAUUGUGCAUCACAUGUUUGAAUUUUACUGUUACUUUGGAGGCUACCAAAGUGGUGAAGGGAGAAAGAAAUCUACCUGUAGGUGUUGGGAAUCUAUUUUUUGGGUAAAAUAAGAGAACAUUCAGCUCUCCUCAGUAUUAAAUAGUCUUUUCCAGACUCCCUCUCAUUGUUAGCUCAGCUGUAAAAUGGGGAGUUUGUGCUCUGUUGAAGCUUAAUUAAAUGACUGUGAAGUGCUUUGGGAUCCUGAGGUGAACGUUACAGAAAUUAUUUUGUGGAAGCCUGGGUGAAAAGUCCCAUCUCAUCUCCAGGUUAGUAAAAGGCUUUAUUUUAAUUUUCCCAGGUUUAUUAUGUUUUAAUCAGACAAUUAUUAAGCAAGUCUUAAUCUUAUCAAGAUAGAAAUCUAUUAAAUCUAAGAGAUGGCUGAAAAAGAUAAUGAACUGCUUUACUACAUGUGCUUUUAGAAGCUAAUCUUUACAGUUGCUAUCCUACUCUGCUUCUGUCUCCUGCAUGAUCCGGGUUCAUCAGACUCAUGCAGAUUGCUCUCAUAAUUAUUUUUUUUUAAUACAGAUAUUUUUUUUGCCAUCCUGAUGUCUUAGUGCUGUCUGCUAUAUGCACUAAUGAGCACCACUAACAUCUAUCGCAUCACUUGUUCUUCUUUCCCAAGAGCGAGGGGUGCAAUGGUGUGUGCAACUCAACAGUGGAAAAGUUUGUGUGGCGUGCCAAAGGUCUGUUUGAAAAAGUCAGUUGGAAGGAAUCGCUGCUUGUUCAGUCCGUGUGCAAGGAAUAGCUUAUUAUAUAAUUCUGCUUUUCCUGAUUUUUAAGCUUGAAAGUGUUUUCUGAAACAUUGAACUAUGCAACAGAAUUCUUACCCUUUUAGCAGCGGUCACUUAACUGCGUCAGUCUUGUAAUGUGGAAUUUCUGGGUCAUAGGAAAGCCUACCGUGAUGUUAGUUACUUCAGUGGUUAUGGAGUGAUCCAUGUCAGAGUGCUGGGAGUAUCUCCAGAGAUUCGUGUAGUAGUCAAGGAAUUUGGGGAAACUUUCAAAUCAAUGAAACUUAGCUUCUUGGUUCCAGUGAAAACGACUGAAGCUGAGAGGAGACAGCACUUCUGUGGGUGGUCCUCACGAGCUACCGCACUGACAGAAGCGGUGUCUGGUGUAGGUGGUGGUGUCUGGUAGCAGCAGAUAACUGGUCUUUGCCUAAUUCCUCUCAGUUUCAACAGAUAAACCAGUGUUGUGAGAAGUGAUCGGGAACCCCUGACAGUUUACUGUGUAACAGAAAGAGGAAUAUUAAUCACAAGCCCCAUUGGUUGCAUUGAAUUCCAUGGAGAAAGCAGUAGAGACCAAGACAUCAUCAACCCAAGCCCUUAAAGGCUGAGGCUGUAGCUCCUUUUGUUACAGUGUUGGCUUGCCGAAGACGAGCAGUUUGUGCCCCGUUUGUCUUCAGUGAGAAAUUCUCUGAAGUGCGGUGGCGAUUUGGCUGGCUGGCAACAGAAAGGCCCUGUAAUGGGUCUCUGCGGGAUCUGUGUGGAGGUGGUGCUUCUCCUUGGUGCCUGGUGCCAUUCAGUUCCCGGGGAUUGCUUCUGACCUAGCUGAGAGCUCUCUGCAGCCUGAGAAGUGGUGACCUGAGCCUGCUUCUGGCCUCUUCAGGGAAAGGAGUUUGCUGUUGCGAAGCACCAUCCCUCUUGGUUUGUAAGAAUUUACUGAUCCUGAGGAGGCAGCACAAAACUUCUGUUCUGUGGUCAGGCAUUUGCAUAACCCUGUGGGGCUGACGCCGCUGAAGGAACAGAGCUUUGCACCAGCUGGGAGGCUGGAGAGCAGCGGUGACUGUGAGCGGUUUGAUGCGUGGCACGCCACGAAUUAUGCAUUUCUAUACCAUUACUUAUCAGUGUAUAAAAUAACCGGUGAAGCUUAUAAGUAACAAAAGCACCAUGUACGUCACUGAACGGUGGUGAAUUCUAAUGCUUCUAUUUGCAUUGUUACACUGACUUGAAUUUUUGAAUGUUUAGCGGAUUGUGUUGUUACUAAAACUAUAGUUGAACUAUUUCAUUCAGUACUCCAGUAGUAAACAUUUGCUAAAAGGUUGCUUUGUCUGCCUCCUUGUUUUCACCACAGUCAUCUAGUGUUUACGUACAUUUUAGCCUCUGUGCCAUUUUUGAAGGCUUUAUUUGUCUCAUUUACGGUUUUGGUUUGGAUAAUACUUAAAUAUGAAAUCCAUCUGGGAAACAUAUUGUAUAUUCACGUUGAGGGGUAAAACCAGUUUUUAAUUAAAAUUUUAUACAGCACUUGUA
This is a messenger RNA of Falco peregrinus (peregrine falcon), 7493 nucleotides long. It is a transcript of the gene SPATA6, whose product is annotated as spermatogenesis associated 6. The transcript has 13 exons. Lineage: Eukaryota; Metazoa; Chordata; Aves; Falconiformes; Falconidae. Gene Ontology annotation, molecular function: myosin light chain binding. The coding region runs from base 1 to 1566 and encodes 521 amino acids. The record is from RefSeq and is a predicted model, not a curated record. Gene Ontology annotation, biological process: spermatogenesis; motile cilium assembly.